Molecule: messenger RNA, 624 nt
Organism: Trichoderma citrinoviride
Lineage: Eukaryota; Fungi; Ascomycota; Sordariomycetes; Hypocreales; Hypocreaceae
Product: glycosyltransferase family 1 protein
Exons: 3
Coding region: 1-624 (207 amino acids)
Biological process (GO): dolichol-linked oligosaccharide biosynthetic process
Cellular component (GO): extrinsic component of endoplasmic reticulum membrane; UDP-N-acetylglucosamine transferase complex
Molecular function (GO): hexosyltransferase activity
Source: RefSeq, a predicted model, not a curated record
AUGGCACAUCUCCAGCGGCACUGCCUAGUAACAGUAGGCGCCACCGUCGGCUUCCAGCAACUGACGGAACAAGUCCUUGAGCCCGCGUUCUGGGACUUCCUCCGCGCCGAGGGCUUCACGUCCCUUCGCAUCCAGUGCGGGCCCGACAUCGGCUGGGCGAGCGCCCGCCUGGCUUCGCUGCGGGAUCGCGUGCCAGAGGGGCUGGCUGUGGACGUCUUCGAGACGACGAAGAAUCUCAUGAUGGACGAGAUGGUGCUGUGCAAGGCUUGGAGCGGGUCGCGCCGGAUGGGGGUGGUUGUUUCUCAUGCAGGAACCGGGACAAUUCUUGAUGCGUGGAAAGUUGGCCUUCCAGUCAUCGUCGUACCAAACGAGACGCUGCUGGAUAACCACCAAGCCGAAAUGGCCAAGCACCUCGCAAAAGAAGGCUACGCAAUCACAAGCACAGCAAGCUACCUGGACCUUGAAGGAGCAAUCCAUAAGGCAGAUCUCCUCUGGGAAGACAACAAGUCUCGCUGGCCCCCUCACACAAUCAAGCCGCAGAAGGACACUGGCGCCCUUCGCCUGUGGGAAAUGCAUCCGCAAGAGGUGGAGAAAGAAGAGGACGCCCAGAUGACCAACGACUAG